This is a messenger RNA of Diabrotica virgifera virgifera (western corn rootworm), 2045 nucleotides long. RefSeq names its product 52 kDa repressor of the inhibitor of the protein kinase-like. The coding region runs from base 1 to 1989 and encodes 662 amino acids. The transcript has 5 exons. Gene Ontology annotation, molecular function: protein dimerization activity. The record is from RefSeq and is a predicted model, not a curated record. Lineage: Eukaryota; Metazoa; Arthropoda; Insecta; Coleoptera; Chrysomelidae.
AUGAGCGUUAAUAGCGGGGGUGGACAACCCCCCGAUAAAGAUGAUUUAGAGUGUGCAAUGGAUGUGUCCCGUCCGGAUCAUCCAGCUUCGCCAGUGCCGGAUCUUCCAGCUUCUCCAGUGGAGGAAUUUAGAGGAUUCCAAAAUCCCAAUUCACAGAUAAGUACUGUUAAUGAUUCUGAUACUGUUUCCGGGAAAAAUGUAGAUACAGGACCAAAAAUGGACAUAAGGAAGUUCUUUAACAAGCCAAACAAGCGGCUGAAAAUUGAUGAUGGAUCUGACAUAUCGAACAGUACCGAAAACAGUAGUAUAGUAUGCAGUCAAAAUGAUUUAGCUGUAGCAGGGCCAUCUAGCUUGGAGUCAGCUGUAUCCGCCUCUCAAAGAGAAACUAACGUUGUAACGGCCACCGCAUCGGAUAAUUUUGCGAUUGUUGAAGACAGUUUAAAUUUGGAUGUUGGGAACUACCUUGAUACUAAUAAAAUUUGUAGCUUGAACGAUCGCUUGAAAUUUACUUUGUUAACAAACCCAUGGAAGCCAGAUAAAUGUUACAAUUUCAAGUAUGAUAUUGACGAUGGCAAACGACCAUUUAUCCAUGAAUGGUUAAAUACGUACCCCUGGUUAGCUUAUUCAAAAGAAGUUAAAGACUUCCUUGGUUUCACCCCAUUAAAAAGUUUAGAUGCUGAACAUAUAGCAAAUGCUAUUACUUUAACAUUAACAAAUUGGGGCUUGAACUUGGAAAAUGCAGUUGGCCAAGGAUAUGAUGGUUGUAGUACAAUGGCUGGGGAAAUAACUGGAGUACAUAAAAGAAUAACUGAGAAAUACCCAAAAGCUCUGUAUUUUCAUUGCGCCAGUCAUCGGCUAAAUUUAGUAGUCAAUGAUUUAAAUGACAUACCACAAAUCAGGAAUACAACUGGCACAGUUAAAGAAGUUAUAACAUUUUUUCGGCAGAAUGGACAAAGAAGGGCAAUAGUGGGAACUCUUCAAAAACUAUGUGAAACCAGAUGGACCGAAAAAUAUAAAGCAAUUCGAAAGUUUAGUGAGCAGUUUGUUAGCAUCGCUGAAGCACUUCAGACUCUAUCGACUGAAGGUAACCGUGACACAAGGCAGAAAGCUUUCCAGCUUCAUUGCGCAGUUACAAAUACAGCAUUUGUGAUAUGUCUACAUGUGAUUGCCAAAUACUCUGCCAAGUUAGAAAUCGUUACGCAAAUGUUACAAGGUGUCAGUGUAGAUAUUUUGAAGAUAUCAAAACACAUUCAGAAGGUUACUGAGCUAUUCAGUUCAGACCGACAAAAUGGAGAAAAAGAGUUUGAUAACAUUAUGGCAAAUGUUGAAACAACAGCAAACAAGCUUGGAAUCGAGCUCACAUGUCCUCGUGUUGCUGCGAGACAGGUUCACAGACCAAAUCACUCUACCCAGACUAUCAACGAAUACUAUAGAAAGUCCAUUUUCUUGCCUUAUUUGGAUUCUUUGGUUCAAUCGUUGAAAGAUAGGUUUUCAGAUAGAAACAAACCAUCAUUUGAAAUUUUCAAUCUGCACCCUAAAAUCAUGAAAGAUCUUUCUAAGGAAGAUUUUGAAAAGUCUAUUAACAAUAUAAACAGCACGUAUUGUGAAUUGUUAGACAACUUUAAGGAGCAAUCAAUUCUGUGGUUCGACCUUUGGAAAAACACGGAGAUAGAUGCCAAAGCCUUGGAAAAACUGAACUUAAUAGAGGUUCUUGAGCAUGAGCAUGCCUGCUUUUUGCCGUCAGUAGCAAAAGCCAUCCAAAUAGCUCUUUGUCUGCCACCAACAACUUGCACCAUCGAGCGAUCAUUCAGCACUCUCAAACGUGUGAAGACCUGGAUAAGGAAUACGAUGUCGAACAAUCGUCUAAGUGGGCUAUGCCUGUUAUCUGUACACAGAAGAAAAAUAAAAGAAAAUAUAGAAAACUUCAUGCAGAAAGUAAUUGAUUUAUUUGCGAUGGACACCAGAAGAAUUCAAUUAUUAUUUAAGUAACAUUUUACUGACACUAACCGUGUUGCGUUUUAAACAGCAAAACAAUUUUUCUUGUA